Molecule: messenger RNA, 1977 nt
Organism: Ustilaginoidea virens
Lineage: Eukaryota; Fungi; Ascomycota; Sordariomycetes; Hypocreales; Clavicipitaceae
Exons: 2
Coding region: 1-1977 (658 amino acids)
Biological process (GO): magnesium ion transport
Cellular component (GO): membrane
Molecular function (GO): magnesium ion transmembrane transporter activity
Source: RefSeq, a predicted model, not a curated record
AUGUCCACCGUCUCGGAACCCGAGAAAUCGCAUACGCCGACGGGCCCUGCUGAAGGUCUGAGAGAGUGGUCGUCGCUCAUUGGCAUCGUCACUGCCAUCAUCGGCAACGUCCUCAUCGCCCUGGCACUCAAUGUCCAGAGAUAUGCUCACACGCGGCUGCACAAGGAGCGUCUGCGAGUGCGCCAAGGAGCACGGGCGGUGAUAAAGGACACGCAGAGAAGCAGCAGCAGCAACGACACGUCUUACGGAACCAUACCUGCGCGAUGCGACGGACCUGGCGUAGAAAACGACCCGGCAGACGCUCUCGACUCUGUCGCUCCCGUGAAUAAUGCACGGGGUAGACGCUCAAGCACUGGGUCGGAGGGCUCGCCUGAGCAAGAGGGCAAAGCAACGUCUACAUACCUGAAAUCGCCAUACUGGUGGCUGGGCCAGAUCCUGAUAACGCUGGGCGAAAUGGGCAACUUUUUGGCGUACGGGUUUGCCCCUGCGUCGAUUGUAUCGCCACUGGGUGUCGUGGCGCUGAUAUCGAACUGCAUCAUCGCCCCGGUCAUGUUUCACGAACGCUUCCGAGCCCGAGAUUUCUGGGGUGUCGUCAUUGCCGUCGCCGGAGUCGUUACUGUCGUCUUCAGCGCAAAUCAGGAAGAGACCAAGUUGGAACCCCACGAUGUCUGGCACGCCAUUGCGACCAUGGAGUUUGAGAUUUACCUGGGUGUCACGGUGUCUUUGAUCCUCAUCUUGAUGUGGGCAAGCGGCAGAUACGGCAGACGCAUCAUACUCAUAGACCUGGGGCUUGUGGGACUUUUUGGGGGUUAUACCGCACUCGCGACCAAGGGCGUCUCUUCCAUGUUAUCCUCCACCCUAUGGAUGGCGUUUGCGACUCCGGUAACGUAUGUGCUCCUCGUUAUUCUUCUCGGUACGGCCAUCAUGCAGGUUCGCUACGUCAACCGGGCUCUUCAAUGGUUUGACUCGACCCAAGUCAUUCCUGUGCAGUUUGUCCUCUUCACGCUCUGCGUUAUCCUUGGGAGCGCCAUACUGUAUCGGGACUUUGAAAAGACCACGCCCAACCAGGCAGCAUGUUUUGUGGGCGGAUGCCUGCUCACGUUCUUUGGCGUUUUCCUCAUCACUAGCGGCCGUCGGCAAAAGGAGCAAGAUGGCCAAGAUGCACUGUCAGAGAUCCACGGAAUUGAGGAGACUAUCGGCUUGGCCAGCAACGGAGAAGGACUCGGUGCCCCGGCAUUACGGUGCCAUGAAACCCCAAUGCCCAAAUCUCGUCGAUCUAGCAUAUUGUCGAGGGUCAGUUUUGCUGACACGGCCGGAGACGAACUCGGAGACAAGCUCGAUGCUGCUGCUGCUACUACUACUGCCUUGCCGCAACAAGCUGGGUCGGCCGGUGCUCCUCCACCCCUGAUUGCAAUAGGAUCAGAUGGCCUGGUGCCUGAGAAUCCUUGGCGAGAGUCAUGGUCUAGCAAUGCCUCUCCUCGUAGUGACUGUGGAGCAGUCUCGGCUGACUCGGUGGCAACGAGCUCCGCCUUAAUUCCAAACCCAGGCAAUUGGACAGUCACUCCAUCUACGGGCGAUGCGGCUACUCCUCCUUGGUACCCAACAGACCAGGCUGUCACGGCCCGGCAUAGCUUAGGAUCUGCCUACCGUGCCGGCAGCCAUCACGGUCCCGAAACCUUCAUCUCGCCGUCACCACUUUCCUCGACGGUCACGACAGUGGUGAAGGACGCGUUUCUGCGAGAGAAUGCCAGUUUGGCAGCACGGCAGUCCUCGCCGCGACGAAUAAGGUCCAGCAUCCGAGCCAGCCUCUUCUUCAAGGACGGGGACGCAGAACCGUCGCGGCCGUCGGAACCUCGUUUCGCCACAUGCCAAAGGGGCGCUGAAGACGGAAGCGCCGAUGCAGACGCCGCAACGCGAAGACGGGCCCGAAGCCUCAGCGAUGCCAUAGGGGACUUCUUCCGCUCGAGGCGGAAAUAA